Molecule: messenger RNA, 1851 nt
Organism: Cladophialophora psammophila CBS 110553
Lineage: Eukaryota; Fungi; Ascomycota; Eurotiomycetes; Chaetothyriales; Herpotrichiellaceae
Exons: 3
Coding region: 1-1851 (616 amino acids)
Biological process (GO): negative regulation of rDNA heterochromatin formation; negative regulation of silent mating-type cassette heterochromatin formation
Cellular component (GO): Rpd3L-Expanded complex; Rpd3L complex
Source: RefSeq, a predicted model, not a curated record
AUGAGUCCCCGACGCUCAUCCCGUGCUCGCUCCUCGCAGCAACCCCCUCUCGGUCCCAACCACACAAACUCCAACGCUUCAAUCACCUCCAAGUCGGAUCGAGACACUCGAGCCAACAAUCGUGCAAACUCUCCUCGAAGGCCCUCCACCCAACGAUCCGAAUCUGCUGAUGGUGCAGACUCAUCCUCUCGCACCGAGCAGGUCGCACCGCGUCGCAGUCGCCGCAACGGAGAGGACAAAGAACAAAUAGUCAAACAGCAGGGCGACGAUGAGGAAAAUGACAUCGACCCUGCUGACGAGGAAAUUACUCGCUGUAUCUGUGGACAGGCCGAGUACCCUGGACCUUCGCCUGCCCUGCGACAGCAGCAAACAAUCCCCGACGCCCUGACCGACGACACGGGCAAUUUCUUUGUCCAAUGCGACAACUGCAGUGUCUGGCAACACGGCGGCUGUAUGGGUCUGCUGGAUGAGUCCAUGCUACCGGAUGAGUACUACUGUGAACAGUGCAAGCCAGAAUACCACAAGAUCACAAAGGCAGCAAAUGGGCCAAAAUCUUCUCGGUAUCUCCCCGUUCUGGAGACUAGCUCCAGUCGAUCCUCUCCCUUGUCCUCAAAUCCGGAAAUGGGCCGCAAGAAGGAAAAUAAGCACAAACAGUCCGAGAGUACCAAAAGAAGGGCCACCUUCAACAGCCGGGGCGCCUACGACGAAGACGAGAUGCUGAGGCGAGCCAUUGAGGAGAGCAAAGAGAUGGGCACCCUGGGCAAACGCACAAGAGAUGAAUCAGAAGAGCACAAAGGUACCACCAAGCGACAGCGUACCGGAUCCAACUCCUCAGAGACAGUGUCGAAGCGCAGUGAAUCACCUGAAGCUGGGGUUGAUGACCCGCCUAGUAGAUCGACCACGAACGGUCGAGCUACGUCGCAAAAACUGAGGGGAGCUGCUGCUCGCAACAACCGCGAAAAGGAGCUUCGAGAAAAAGCAAAAGAACAGCAGGCAGCUCAACGUGCGGAGGCUGCGAGUAAACGCAAUGCUCGGUCAGAACGGAGAAGGGCAGAUGGUGAGCCAUACCCGCAUCCAGUAAUCAAGAUAUUGACCAGUGAGCCAGACUCGCCUCCUCCCACCCCGAGUCUCUCUCCCUCAAAGGGAGGACCAGCCAAUGGCAAAGCAAAAGCAGACACGCCCCCCUCUGGUCGAUCGAAUCAUAACAAUAACCGCAAGCCCGGCGGCAGAGCGCCUGCAAGGCGAGGAAGACUAGGGCGAAAUCAGUUUACGCGUGACCAGGCAAACGGCGAAGACGGGGACAAUACACCUUUGCGGGAUGCAUCUCACGACAUCAACGGCCACGAUAACAAAAACGGAGAUUCACCUUCUGCUGCCGACCGGAAAGGAAGUGCAGGCGGAGCCGGUGUCAUCCACUGCAUCAACGGCGAGAGCGGACGCAGUUCAAAAGCGAAGACGCAUCCUGCGAGGACAAGUCUCAACGAAAUGAAAAGACGGGUGGCCGCGAUUCUAGAAUUUGUUGGACGCAUGCAGACGGAGCGGACCACGCAGGCCCAAGCAGCAAUCCAUGUCAGCAGUGGCAGCGGAGGAAGUUCCAAGGGAUCAAACACGCCAAACGGCGUGAGCAAGACGUCAAGCACCUCGAGCACGACCGGGAGCAAUUUACCCACGGCGAGUCUCGUGCGUGCUGUCGAGGCUGGGCUGAAAGAUGUGAAGGAGAAGGAUGAUGACAAUGUGGUGUCGAUGAUGGAUGAGAGGGAGUUUGCGACGAUGGGGAGUGUGGAUAUGAUGGAGACGCUGACAAGGGAGUUGGUGCAGUGGCAGAGCGUGUAUGGGGUAUAUUCGCGGUGA